Messenger RNA from Arvicanthis niloticus (Nile rat), 723 nucleotides. RefSeq names its product prolactin-8A9-like. Gene Ontology annotation, molecular function: hormone activity; prolactin receptor binding. NCBI's taxonomy places the organism in Eukaryota, Metazoa, Chordata, Mammalia, Rodentia, Muridae. Gene Ontology annotation, cellular component: extracellular region. The record is from RefSeq and is a predicted model, not a curated record. Gene Ontology annotation, biological process: positive regulation of lactation; female pregnancy; response to nutrient levels.
AUGAAACUGCCACUGAGUCAACCUCACUUCUGUUCAUUCCUACUGCUGGUGGUUUUAAACUUUCUCCUUUGGGAGAAAGCUGCAUCAGUUCCUGCAUGUAUCAGAGAUGAACACUGCUUGAAACCCGUUGUAGCAACAUUUAACAAUGCCCUCCAGCGAGCUGUAACCAUUCAUAAUCUUACUGAGCAAAUGUAUCUACAGUUUUUCGUCAGUAAAUUCUCUUCUGGAUAUUUUGUAGCUUUUAGUUCACAACUGACUAUGCUUGAUCACCUUAUUAUCAAAGCCACGAGUUAUUGCCACUCUACUAUCACAAACCCUCCAAAUAUUGGACGUGAAUUCAUACAAUUCAAAAGCAAAAGAUAUUUAAAAAUGUUGAUCAAUUUUGUGGGUGCCUGGAUCAUCCCUCUAAACCGUCUAGUGUUUGAACUGAGAGUCAUAAAAGAUGUUUCUGAAACUAUCCACUCAAUCGCCAAUGAGAUUGAAAGGAACAACAAACUACUCCUGGAUGACCUUAAGUGGAUAUUUACCAAGGUCUAUCCUAAAGGAAGGUUGGAGGAAAUGUUUCCCAGAUGGGAAUUUCUUUCACUCAUAAAAUCAAAAGACAAAUUUUAUCAAUUGUUGGCAAUAUUUAACCUUUCCAACUGCUUACGCAAAGAUAUAUACUACACUGAAUUUCAUAUCAAAACAUUGAAGUGUCGCAUAACUAAUGAAGGUUGUUGCUAA